AUGGACCCUCCACCUGAGCCCGCAGCAAGGAACACCCCUCGGUUUCCGAUGUUAGACAUAUCGGACGGAGGCGACAACGAAAGUACCUUUGGCGCAUUAAGCGAGGACCUCUCUCCUCACGGGGACCGGGGUGUCCAGCUGGGCUUCGGAUUUGCUUCCUCGAGGGACCAUCGAAUCAGCAGGGGCGCGCAAGAUAUGGGCACCAUUAGCAGGUCUGCAUCUUUUUCAGGCUUAGAGCCCAGCGGGGAAAGCGCGGAGGAUUCGGCCUCGUUGGUUUCGCCUGGACUUGGACAUGAGAACCCCGAUGAUGGUGCCGUGUCUCCGAUAUCUGCUUAUAAUGAUGAUGAUGGAUUCCGUGGCUAUCCACCGGGCAACUCUCGCCGGUGA
Molecule: messenger RNA, 387 nt
Organism: Penicillium chermesinum
Lineage: Eukaryota; Fungi; Ascomycota; Eurotiomycetes; Eurotiales; Aspergillaceae
Exons: 1
Coding region: 1-387 (128 amino acids)
Source: RefSeq, a predicted model, not a curated record